Necator americanus (New World hookworm) is the source of this 1104-nucleotide messenger RNA. RefSeq lists its product as uncharacterized. The record is from RefSeq and is a predicted model, not a curated record. The transcript is spliced from 11 exons. Gene Ontology annotation, molecular function: protein serine/threonine kinase activity; ATP binding. Gene Ontology annotation, cellular component: cytoplasm; nucleus. Lineage: Eukaryota; Metazoa; Nematoda; Chromadorea; Rhabditida; Ancylostomatidae. The coding region runs from base 1 to 1104 and encodes 367 amino acids. Gene Ontology annotation, biological process: signal transduction; peptidyl-serine phosphorylation.
AUGGUAUUGAAAGAGGAGGAUAAAGCACCUGCGGCCGAGACAGCAUUCACUGAUGCUGAUCGAGCUCGUCCAAAAGAUAUGCAUUCAGCAAGGGAAAAAGCGAGCAAGGACAUCAAAGCUCUCGGAGAGGGUGAAAUCAUUGGGAAUUGGAAGGUGGUGCGACCUAUUGAACCAGAACGCUGUUUUAACACUAUUUACGUAGUUGAGCAUGCGAAAAAAGGAUAUUUGGCUGCUUUAAAGUUGGAAAAGAAACAACCAGCCGUGCCGAUGCUAAAAUUCGAAUUGUUUAUUCUCCUCCACAUGGAACAUAAAAGCAAGUCGAAGCAUUUCUGCAGGGUAUUCGAUCGCGGUGCCGCUCCUGACUAUAACUGGAUCGCAAUUACUCUAGCUGGAAGAAACUUCAGGUUCAUUCGCAAAGCUUGCAAAGACGGAAAACUCUCCUUGCCUUGCGGAUUAAGUGCAGGAAUGCAGUGCUUGAAAGCUAUAGAAGAGCUACACAAGGUUGGCUUUGUGCAUCGAUCGCUUAACCCGUCUACUUUUGCGAUAGGACGAGUACUCAAUGGCGAUCCUAAGGAUCUAAGAAAUGUGUACAUCCUCGACUUCGGCUUUGCUCAUGAGUACAGAAAUCCAGAUGGCACUCAUAAAGCACCUCGACCAAACCCAUCAAAAUACAUCGGAAGCGCCAGAUAUGCACCAAGAAAUGCCUACCUGAACAGAGAAUUAAGUCGAAUGGAUGAUCUGGAGAUGUGGUUGUACGUGACAGUUGAAUUGGUGAAGGGAGCAUUGCCAUGGGUUGCUCAACGGAAUGCAAAGGACAUUUUCGACUACCAGAAAUCAGUGCGAACUGGACUAGGAUUACGAGAAUUCUUAGGAGGUUUGCCUGUCGAAUUUGUGGAUAUUAUGAAAGAGGUCGACAAACUUGCGUACUCUGAUGAUCCCAACUACAACGAGAUCUAUAAUCAUAUAACCAAUGCCAUUAAAAUGAGCGGACAGAAGGAAUUCCCAUAUGAUUGGGAAGAGGCAGAAAUUGCUGCCGAAAAGGCAGGAGAAGGUCCAGGAGCUCCAAUAAAGAAGGAAGAAGCACCGCCUGUUCCAGCAAAGUGA